Messenger RNA from Fonsecaea erecta, 2058 nucleotides. RefSeq lists its product as hypothetical. The record is from RefSeq and is a predicted model, not a curated record. Gene Ontology annotation, cellular component: nucleus. Gene Ontology annotation, biological process: positive regulation of transcription by RNA polymerase II. The coding region runs from base 1 to 2058 and encodes 685 amino acids. NCBI's taxonomy places the organism in Eukaryota, Fungi, Ascomycota, Eurotiomycetes, Chaetothyriales, Herpotrichiellaceae. The transcript has a single exon. Gene Ontology annotation, molecular function: DNA-binding transcription factor activity, RNA polymerase II-specific; zinc ion binding; transcription cis-regulatory region binding.
AUGACCCCUGACUCGUCGACCAAAUCGACGCCCUCCUCCCAGACCCUCCAGAACAGUCCCCGCUCCAUGACGGAGCCCGAGGCUCCUCCACAACCCAAGUCGGACAACGUCCCCUCGGCGAAACAGAAGCGCGUGAGGACCGGAUGCUUGACCUGUCGCGAACGACACCUCAAGUGCGAUGAAGCCUUACCCAACUGUCAGAAUUGCCUCAAAUCCAACCGCAAAUGCAAGCGCGGCGUGCGUCUCAACUUCAUCGACGUCCAGUGCCAGAACCCCCCGCACUUGGUCCCGCGCACGCGCGACUGGAAGAUCUCCUUCCAUGAUGACUCGCGUGACAUCGCCUCUGAGUAUGAAGGCGGCCGGGAGAGGUAUCAACCCCCAGAACCAGAGCCCAAACGGCGGAAACUGGACGUGACGGGGAUGACCUACGACUAUAGUCAGAUAGCCGCUCCUGCCAUGUCUCACCAGCAGCUCCCAGCUCACCAGUCCUACCCUCACUCUUAUGCCGAGUCGGCCCAAGCCAUGUAUUCCAACCCUACCACGCAAGCCUAUGACGAUGGUUCCAACGCCCUCGGGGCUUACUCAGACGCAGCUCGAGCGAUGAGACAAUCAUAUCACCAACAGACGAUGCUUACCCCUAUUGAUCAAGAACAAGGUUCUUCUCGCCUAGAGGAUCGGAACGAGGUUCUGUACAUGCAGGUAUAUGUGGAAGAGGUGGGUUUGUGGAUGGACUCGAUGGAUGCGGAGAAGCACUUCUCUCGGCUGAUACCCUUCCAAGCACUCAAAGAACCUAUGUUGAAAUAUGCCUUGCUGGCUUGCGGGGUCCGACACCUCACCUUGGUUAACUCGGCCUACCCAGAAGAGCAUGCAUUGAAUUACUACAACAACGCGACGCAGUUACUCCUGAAAGCGCUACAGAAUCCCGAUCGAGACAGCGUGCUGUGCGCCACUACAGCCACCAUCCUCAAUGUCUACGAAGUCAUGUCUGAGAAAGCUUUGCAGCGGAUGAACCAUAUCGCCGGUGCCCGUGCCCUCAUCAAGGAGUGUCGAUGGGAUGCCACCUCAACGGGCAUCGGGGCAGCCUGCUUCUGGUUGAAUGUCGGACUAGAACUGUUUAGCUGCUUGCAUUUUAAUUGGGCCGUGGCUUGGGACCCGGACACUUGGGGGAUCGACAUUGCCAUGACCCCUCAGCUUGUUCCCGGACAUGAGGAAGACUGGGCACACAGGAUGCUGUGGAUUCUAUCGAAGAUCACCAAUUUCCGGUCCGAGACCCAGCGCCGAUACCACGACAGCAAUGUCCACACAGAACAGAUGCGCUUGCACCAGCGAAACAAGCAGUGGCUGGGUUUGAAGUUCUUCUGUGACCGGUGGCAUGAGUGUGUGCCGCCCACAAUGCAUGCUCUCGCAUACGUUCCGCCUCAGAUGACGUCCUCUAAAAGUGCAUUUCCUGAGAUCUGGUUCAUCAAGAGGACUACCAUCGUCGCGAGACUCUUCUAUCAUACGGCCAUGGCGCUGCUUGGUUCAGUCCACCCGUUGGCCAGCAUGCACCCUCAGAAAGCAGAGGAGAUGCAGGAAAUGAGGCUCCAUCACUCGAGGCUGAUCUGCGGCAUUGUCGCCCACGUCAAGGACCGGGGAGUAGCUUCAGCCUCGAUCCGCUGUCUGGCGGUGGCUGGCGAGAACCUGACCACCAGACGGGAACAGGAAGAAGUGCUGCAGAUUUUUGACCGCAUCAAAAAGGAAACGGGCUGGCGCGUCGACUCGAUUCACGAUGAGCUUCGGGAGAAAUGGGGUUGGACCAGCGUUGGUCAAGACUACGACACCAUGAGCUCAGCGUCAACGUACUAUGCUCCCUCGAGACCUUCCGCGGCUUCGAACACCCCGAAUGCAACGCCGCCUCGUCCCAAAUACCCCAGCGGUAUCGUGAACCCGCUGUACCAAAAUGCCGAUUUCUCAGCUCAGAACCCGCCGUAUCAAGGGAACUACGUGCCUCCCGCACCUGGACAUGUUAUGCAUAACAACACACAGAUGUAUGGGUUCUCCGGUAUUACAGCCAUUUGA